AUGCAGGCGCCCAAGGUCACCUCCCGUCUACACCUCCCGUCUACACCACCCUCUACACCUCCCGUCUCCACCAGCCUCUACACCUCCCGUCUCCACCAACCUCUACACCUCUCGUCUCCACCUCCCGUCUCCACCAACCUCUACACCUCCCGUCUCCACCAGCCUCUACACCUCUCGUCUCCACCAGCCUCUACACCUCCCGUCUCCACCAACCUCUACACCUCUCGUCUCCACCAGCCUCUACACCUCUCGUCUCCACCAACCUCUACACCUCCCGUCUCCACCAGCCUCUACACCUCUCGUCUCCACCAGCCUCUACACCUCCCGUCUCCACCAACCUCUACACCUCUCGUCUCCACCAGCCUCUACACCUCUCGUCUCCACCAGCCUCUACACCUCCCGUCUCCACCAACCUCUACACCUCUCGUCUCCACCAGCCUCUACACCUCCCGUCUCCACCAGCCUCUACACCUCUCGUCUCCACCUCCCGUCUCCACCAACCUCUACACCUCUCCCUCUCCACCUCCCGUCUCCACCAACCUCUCCACCUCCCGUCUCCACCAACCUCUACACCUCCCGUCUCCACCAACCUCUCCACCUCCCGUCUCCACCAACCUCUACACCUCCCGUCUCCACCAACCUCAACACCUCCCGUCUCCACCAACCUCUCCACCUCCCGUCUCCACCAGCCUCUACACCUCCCGUCUCCACCAACCUCUACACCUCCCGUCUCCACCAACCUCUACACCUCCCGUCUCCACCAGCCUCUACACCUCCCGUCUCCACCAACCUCUACACCUCCCGUCUCCACCAACCUCUCCACCUCCCGUCUCCACCAACCUCUCCACCUCCCGUCUCCACCAACCUCUACACCUCCCGUCUCCACCAACCUCUCCACCUCCCGUCUCCACCAACCUCUACACCUCCCGUCUCCACCAGCCUCUACACCUCUCGUCUCCACCAACCUCUACACCUCCCGUCUCCACCAACCUCUACACCUCCCGUCUCCACCAACCUCUCCACCUCCCGUCUCCACCAACCUCUACACCUCCCGUCUCCACCAGCCUCUACACCUCUCGUCUCCACCAACCUCUACACCUCCCGUCUCCACCAGCCUCUACACCUCCCGUCUCCACCAACCUCUACACCUCUCGUCUCCACCAGCCUCUACACCUCCCGUCUCCACCAACCUCUACACCUCCCGUCUCCACCAAGCUACCCAAGACAGGUUAG
Molecule: messenger RNA, 1233 nt
Organism: Procambarus clarkii (red swamp crayfish)
Lineage: Eukaryota; Metazoa; Arthropoda; Malacostraca; Decapoda; Cambaridae
Source: RefSeq, a predicted model, not a curated record